UGACAGCAGUUCACAGUUACAUCUACGUGAUUUUGGCGUUGACUGAAGCAUUGAGUAACUUAAAUACGAAGUAUAGUUACUACUCAAUGAUUGAAAUCACUGAAUUCGUUGACAGUUGACUGAAGCGUUCUUAACGACUGAAGUUACUGAGAAUAUGAAGUAUAGUUACUUAAUGAUUGAAGUCACUGAAUUCAUUGACUGAAGUACGAUCUUCAGUCAAUGAUUUCAAUCACAUGUCACAUGUAGAUCACGUGUAGAAUCACGUGGUCGUCUAUUAAAUGGCCACCGUGGAUCAAAGCAUAUACAUACAUAUGUAUAAUAGCAAUGGCUUGGUGUAUGAUGUUAAACUUCACUCUGCUGUUCUAAUAUCCUCUUGAAACAAAUAUGUCAAGUGGUGUCCAGCCGGCUAAAGCAAAAAUCCCUGUGAUACCGGGAACGAAACCAUCGAUACAAAACGCCCAGCUUCUUGUAUCAACAGGCGUACCUUCCUUGGAUCAUGUAGUUGGAGGAGGUUUGCCUGUAGGGACAAUCAUCCUUAUAGAGGAAGAUAUGUAUGGCAGCUAUGGUAGGAUACUGUUGAAGUAUUUUAUGGCUGAAGGUGUGGUAUCCUCCCACUCUUUAUUCUUGGCUUCGCAGAGCUCCAAACCAGCACAAUUAUUGUCAGAAUUACCAGCUGUUACAACGAAUUCUGUAGCAUGUCCCACAGGUCCAGACGAGCAGAUGAAAAUAGCGUGGCGAUACCAAAAUAUGAAAAUAAUGGAGAGUUCGCCUAGCGCAGGACAGACCUUUGGACACUAUUAUGAUCUCACUAAAACUAUGAAUAAAGAAUUAAUAGAAAAAGUUAACGUAAAAAUCUGGGAUGGAGAGACGUUGAAAUACAGAGCAGAAUCUUUUGAAAACCCUGCAUACAUAGAUCUACUAAAGAAUAUUCAGGAAACUAUGAAAGAUGGAAAAUUUCUACUCUCUAGUGAACCAGAAAAGAGAAAUAUUCUUCGGAUAGCCAUUCACGCUUUGGGGUCGAGACUCUGGCUGAAUGACAAAGAAGAAUCAACCAGCAGAGAUAUCCUAAAAUUUUUUUACUGCCUCAAAUCCCUUUUAAGAAACGCUUACGCAGUUGCAAUGGUUACUGUACCGACACAUCACUUCAAUAAUGCCGAUGCGUUAGUUGAGCGGAUAGAACACUUAUCUGACACAGCCGUCAGACUCGAAUCGUUUGCCGGAUCGGCCAAGGGAACAAAUCCUGUAUUCAGCGACUAUCAUGGCUUAUUGCACAUUCGGAAGUUAGCAGCAUUAAAUUCGUUAGCACCUCAUUUUCCCGAAUCUAUGGACCUUGCAUUCAAAUUACGCCGCAAAAAAUUGAUGAUUGAGGUACUUCACUUGCCUCCGGAAUUACCUGGUACCGAACAAAGAGAACAGGACGAGGUGUUGCCUUUGGCUGGAGGUUGCGGCGGAAAAUCUGGAAAAAACCAACUUGAUUUUUAAUUGUAACUUCAUUUCGAAUAUUGCAUGGAAGUGUUAGCAUGGUAGCACUAUUAACGCAUUUCCGAAUGUGAAUACUUAUUUCGUAAAAUGCCGCAAUAUUUAUUAUCUAACUAUGCUGUUGAUGUAUAUUUAUUGCGCAAAUACCAUGACGUGAAAUGGAAGAUCGAUCGCCCCGAGAGUUAGAUGUUCUGCGAAAUGCUGUAUUUCAAAAAAAAGUUCUUUCUCGUUUCUAAUUGAAAGACUAAUGAACUUAUCAGUGUACUUGUUUUGUAACAGCUCUAUAAUAUGAGAAUGCAGGUUGCAGUUUUGAUAAAAGCUUAAACUGUACUUAUGUUAAAGAAUGAAACGAUGAAAUAAAGUACGAAGGAAUGA
Messenger RNA from Athalia rosae (coleseed sawfly), 1854 nucleotides. RefSeq names its product elongator complex protein 4 (gene Elp4). The record is from RefSeq and is a predicted model, not a curated record. Bases 385 to 1482 code for a protein of 365 amino acids. The transcript is spliced from 5 exons. Gene Ontology annotation, cellular component: elongator holoenzyme complex; cytoplasm; transcription elongation factor complex. NCBI's taxonomy places the organism in Eukaryota, Metazoa, Arthropoda, Insecta, Hymenoptera, Athaliidae. Gene Ontology annotation, biological process: tRNA wobble uridine modification.